This is a messenger RNA of Plutella xylostella (diamondback moth), 1445 nucleotides long. It is a transcript of the gene CBP, whose product is annotated as sarcoplasmic calcium-binding protein. Gene Ontology annotation, cellular component: uniplex complex. Gene Ontology annotation, molecular function: calcium ion binding. Lineage: Eukaryota; Metazoa; Arthropoda; Insecta; Lepidoptera; Plutellidae. The record is from RefSeq and is a predicted model, not a curated record. Gene Ontology annotation, biological process: calcium import into the mitochondrion; mitochondrial calcium ion homeostasis.
AACAUUCGAAUUUUAAACCAGUCGCGCGGGCCGUUCGUAAGCCGAUGGAACGCUGGCUGUAAAAACGGAGUGCUCUAGUCAUUUAUUUUAUUUUUUUAUUAAAAAAUACUGCAGUUCCUUUAUUGGAUGAGUGAAAUUUCGUUCCGCGAAUUUUGACGUUUUAAGAUUUUAAGUUUGGACUUUCUGUGAUAACGGCGAUAGUUGAUAACAAAAUGGCGAUUUCUAUGAUGAGAAUCGGAUUUCGGUCGGCAGCAUUGAAUUUGGAAAGGAGUGCAGCCAUUAUAAGUAGUACCAGUGUAAAUAGUAGUCAAGUAAAGAAUUCAAUCCACACGAAGCCGCAAUGCAACGGCAGCGUGUGCUACCUGAAGGAGAAGCCUCGGGAACAGCGGGACCUGAUGGAGAGGCCUGUGAGCGCCAUCUGUCGGGCGUAUAGUAAACAACAUGGCCGCCCAGAGGAGGGACGGAGGAAGCAGGACAGCGAUAGUGAUAGCGACUCGGAUACUGAAUGCAAAGGGUUUGAUCGGUCGGAGUUCUGGCGGCGCAAGAUGCGCACGGUGCACAACAUACUGGACGUGGACAAGGACGGGCUGAUCUCGUAUAACGACUUCCUGCUGUUCGCGGAGCGGUUCAAGAACCUGGGACAUCUUGAUGAACAGCAUGCGCAGGAGUUUACGCAGAUUAUUAAGCUGACCUGGGAAGAGCAGUGGGGCGCGGUGGACCCGUACAACUUCGUGACGGUGGAGCAGUACCUAGAGGACAUGCACCACGUGCUCAACGACAAGUCUCUCAAAAAGAAGGCGCAUCGCUGGCUGCCUUACUUGUUUAAGGCGGUAGACAAGGACGCGUCGGGCUUCAUCUCAGUGAAGGAGUUCCAGCUGUUCUACGAGUGCCUCGGCCUGGACCACGAGCACGCCGCCGUCGCCUUCGCCGUCAUCGACACUAAUGGGGAUGGAAAGAUAUCACUGAAGGAGUUUGUCAAGCUAGGAAAAGACUUCUUCUUCACGGAAGACGAAACUAAGGUUUCCAAAAUGUUCUGGGGACCUCUGAAAGAGUAAACAUUUAGAAAUGAAACUAUUUUGUUUAGGAAUUAAGAAUCUGAGGACCAAGUUUACAGUCUAGAAAGACACUAAAUUAAUUGUUAUAAGAUUUUGUUUUUAAUUAUGACGUACUAAGUUAAAAAUAUCUGAUCUGUAAAAUGAUACUAUAUUUUUUUAUAUUGACUUAUUCUAGUUCUAAUGAAUAAAUCUCUGAAAAAAAUUAUAUACCUACUUGGUUGGUAAACCAACAUUUUUUUAAUUCAUUACAAAAUUACAAUCAUAAUGAAUAUGUUUUUAAUAAUUCCAAACAAAAGACACUAAUAAUGUUAAGAAUAAGUUAGAUAGAAUUAUAGAAAUGACAAUGAAUCUUACUAGAUCUUAAUUAGUAUAAUAAAAUGAUACUCAAAA